AUUGGGGGGAAAGGGUGGUGGGUCACUGGCGGAACUCGGAUGAAUCAUCUUGAGCAUACCUGGGCCUUCAUGACCAUUUACGGUCUUUCUUGGUAUGGGAAAGGGAGAACGCGGACAAGCUCGUCUCGCGCCCUCCCUAUCCCCCCAAAUCUGAGACCUUGGCUCCCAGCGGGUUUGUGAAUAAAAGGAAUGCAGCGGGUGCCAGCUUCUUGAACUACUCCCCCCCCCUUUCUUUUCCUCCUUGUAAGCCCUUCUUCAUACCUCAGCAUGAAGCUCGCCAUCCUUUCACUGGUUCUCGCUCUGACAGGGCUCAACGGCGGCGUCGAUGCCAAAAGCUUUGGCAGGAGAUACCUUCAACCGGCCCAUCGUACCUCUGACAAUAUCGUUCGAUGCGAUUCCAAUGCCGAAUGCCUUCGACUCGGUCUGCCCCCGCUGGCGCCAAAGAAGCGAGCCUACGCCACGGAAAUUAACCAACCGAACCCCGGAACAUACACUACCACCCUCGCAGCGGGUACAUACAAUAUGGUAGCGGCUGGUGCUCAAGGAGCCGCAGCUAUCGGCGUCAACCUUCCCGGUAUCGGUGGUCUCGGAGUUCAGAUCAACAUUACUGUCGUCUUGGAAGUUCAGACUGACAUCACCUUUGUCGUCGGUGCUGCUGGGUCUCUCGCCACAUUGGCCGGUGGAGGUGGAGGAGGCGGAGCCUCUUACAUUCUCAACAGCGCCACGGGUGAUGCCUACGUGAUCGGAGCCGCUGGAGGUGGUGGAGCUAUCGCAGGCGCCGGUGCAUCUGCAAGUCUGACCUACGACGUCACUCUUCUUGGGGAUUCAAAGGGAGGAGCUGGUUCAGUUUACGCAGGUGGUGGUGCCGGUCUCACUGGAUCCGGUGGCGGUGGCGGCAGUCUGCUCGGUCUCGGCCUGCUGAGCGGAGCUACCGGUGGACAGAGCGGAGGCGAUUGGAAUGGUGGUGUGGGAAGUAGUAUCAGCGCAGUGUUGAAUCUCGUCACCUCCACUCUCAUUGGUGGAAACGGAGGAAACGGGGGUGGUGGUGGUGGAUGUGGAGGUCUCAUCAAUGGACUCCUGAACUUGGGUGGCGGUGGGGGAGGUGGUGGAUACACUGGCGGCGCUGGAUCACGUCAAAACGGUGGAGGAGCAGGUACGAGCUAUGUCACUGCGUCGGCAAGCAUCCUCGGAAAUCUCGUCGCAAACUCAGGUAACGGUCUUGUGGUGAUUCAGGGACCUAUCGUGUAGGUUAAUUUUCUAUUUAUAAUGGACAGUAAUGCAAACAUAGACGCUACUCUUCGCCAUCGUUGUUGUUGUCGUCAUCCUCCUCCUCAUCCUCGUCUUCCCCUUCGCUGACCUCCAUUCCGUUUUCCUUCAUCCGCUCCUUGUCUUUGCGGCGCUUCUGACUCAACUCCUCGAGGAGCACCAGGAGUUGGUCAUUUUCCUUCUUCAGGCUCGAGGAUCCAGCUUCCGUCUCGGCGUGUCUUUC
Kockovaella imperatae is the source of this 1489-nucleotide messenger RNA. RefSeq lists its product as hypothetical. The record is from RefSeq and is a predicted model, not a curated record. NCBI's taxonomy places the organism in Eukaryota, Fungi, Basidiomycota, Tremellomycetes, Tremellales, Cuniculitremaceae. The transcript has 3 exons. The coding region runs from base 268 to 1248 and encodes 326 amino acids.